AUUUCAUUUCAUGACCAAACAAACGUACAGAACACACUCUUCACAACAAGGCCGUUAACAAAUUUCUUUCCACCACUAAUUUCCUUUCCAUCUAGACUAUUCCUUUGUCAUUUCUCACACUCUAAAUAGACCUCUUUUGGGGAUUAAUGCUGACUCAAUUUUGAUAAUUUCAAGGGUGGGUUUUGGAUUGUGAGGGAGUUUGGAGAAAGGGUUUCUUUUUUGGGGCAAGAAAUGGCAUCUACUGUUGUUCCUACUUCAUUUUAUGGGUUGAUGAGUAAAGAUAAUGCUUUGAGUUUUGCAAAAAGUGUGGAUUUUGUCAAAGUUUCUAAUUUGAAGAGGAUUAAUAAGUCCCUUAGAGGAAAGAAUGUGUCUGUAAUUAGGAAUUCCAGUUCUGAUGGUUAUGAUGUUGCUCAGCUCCAACCUGCUUCUGAAGGAAGUCCUCUCUUAGUUCCUAGGCAGAAGUACUGUGAAUCUACAUAUAAAACUAUAAGGAGGAAAACGUGUACCGUGAUGGUAGGAAACGUGGCUCUUGGUAGUGAUCAUCCAAUUAGGAUUCAGACUAUGACUACGACCGACACUAAGGAUGUUGCCGGCACAGUGGAACAGGUAAUGAGAAUAUCUGAUAAAGGAGCAGAUAUUGUUCGGAUUACAGUUCAAGGAAAGAAAGAAGCGGAUGCUUGCUUUGAGAUAAAGAACACGCUUGUUCAGAAAAAUUAUAACAUUCCUUUGGUGGCAGACAUUCAUUUUGCUCCUCCUAUUGCAUUGCGAGUUGCUGAAUGUUUUGACAAGAUUCGUGUCAACCCUGGGAAUUUCGCUGAUAGAAGGGCUCAGUUUGAGCAGUUAGAAUACACAGAGGAUGACUACCAGCAGGAGCUUCAGCACAUUGAGCAGGUGUUCACUCCUCUAGUUGAAAAGUGCAAGAAAUAUGGAAGGGCAAUGCGAAUCGGAACUAACCAUGGAAGUCUUUCUGAUCGUAUCAUGAGCUACUAUGGUGAUUCACCAAGAGGAAUGGUUGAAUCUGCAUUUGAAUUCGCCAGAAUCUGCCGGAAGUUGGACUACCACAACUUUGUCUUCUCUAUGAAAGCAAGUAACCCUGUUAUCAUGGUUCAAGCAUACCGUCUACUUGUAGCAGAAAUGUAUGUUGCUGGAUGGGAUUAUCCUUUGCACUUGGGAGUUACCGAAGCUGGUGAAGGUGAAGAUGGACGGAUGAAAUCUGCAAUUGGUAUUGGAACCCUUCUUCAGGAUGGUUUGGGAGAUACAAUCAGGGUUUCCCUCACAGAAGCACCAGAGGAAGAGAUAGACCCUUGCAAGAGACUGGCGAACCUUGGUAUGAAAGCAUCAGAUCUUCAGAAAGGGGUGGCACCAUUUGAAGAGAAACACAGACAUUAUUUCGACUUCCAACGUAGAACUGGCCAAUUGCCGGUGCAGAAAGAGGGAGAAGAGGUUGAUUAUAGAGGAGCCCUUCAUCGUGAUGGUUCCGUUCUUAUGUCCGUGUCCCUGGAUCAGUUGAAGGCACCUGAACUCCUUUACAGAUCGCUUGCUGCAAAGCUUGCAGUUGGCAUGCCGUUUAAGGAUCUGGCAACAGUGGAUUCUAUCCUUCUCAGAGAGCUUCCGCCAGUAGAAGAUAGAGAUGCUCGGCUGGCUCUGAAAAGAUUAAUCGACAUAAGUAUGGGGGUUUUAACUCCUUUGUCAGAACAGUUAACCAAACCUUUGCCCAAUGCCAUUGUGCUUGUAGACCUCAAGGAAUUGUCAUCUGGAGCUCACAAGCUUUUGCCAGAAGGCACACGCUUGGCUGUAUCUGUUCGUGGUGAUGAAUCCUUUGAGGAUCUCCACGUUCUCAAAGAUGUCGAUGCUACAAUGCUCUUACAUGAUCUACCAUACACCGAAGAUAAAAUUAGUAGAGUACAUGCAGCAAGGAGAUUAUUUGAGUAUCUAGGCGAAAAUGCACUAGAUGUCCCUGUAAUCCACCACAUGCAGUUCGCGAACGGGAUUCACAAAGAUGACUUAGUAAUCGGUGCUGGUAGCAACGUAGGAGCCCUCUUAGUCGAUGGUCUUGGAGAUGGACUUUUACUAGAAGCACCAGGGCAGGAUUUCGACUUCCUCAGGAAUACAUCCUUCAACUUAUUGCAAGGUUGCAGAAUGCGGAACACAAAGACGGAGUAUGUUUCAUGCCCAUCAUGUGGCAGAACAUUAUUUGACCUUCAAGAGAUAAGUGCUGAAAUUAGAGAAAAGACAUCACAUUUGCCGGGAGUUUCGAUAGCAAUCAUGGGUUGCAUCGUGAAUGGACCUGGAGAGAUGGCUGAUGCAGAUUUUGGUUAUGUUGGAGGUUCUCCUGGAAAGAUUGAUCUAUAUGUUGGAAAGACGGUGGUGAAGCGAGGAAUCCAGAUGGAACAUGCAACCGACGCCUUGAUCCAGCUGAUAAAAGAGCAUGACCGUUGGGUAGAUCCACCAGCAGAAGAGUAAAGUUAGACCAGAUAAUUCGGACAGUUUAUCUUUCUGAUUCAUUAUCAGUGCAUACUUGUUAGUGUUUGUAUUACUAGAAGCAACCCAAACAAACUACAAUAUAUUGCCAGCAAGAAAAUCAAGGCUGGUGUAGCCUGCUUGUUAUACAAAUCGAUAAUAUUACAAACUUAUAAUAUUGUUUCGAUAAAAAAAACAUAGUAAAUCACCUGUAACCUCAAUAUUCAAAAUGUAUUGUACACUUGAUUAAGAUUUUUUCUUCAGUAAUCUAUUCAUUAUAAUUCUCGGUAAA
This is a messenger RNA of Papaver somniferum (opium poppy), 2752 nucleotides long. RefSeq names its product 4-hydroxy-3-methylbut-2-en-1-yl diphosphate synthase (ferredoxin), chloroplastic-like. The coding region runs from base 232 to 2463 and encodes 743 amino acids. Gene Ontology annotation, cellular component: chloroplast. Gene Ontology annotation, molecular function: 4-hydroxy-3-methylbut-2-en-1-yl diphosphate synthase activity (ferredoxin); iron ion binding. The record is from RefSeq and is a predicted model, not a curated record. NCBI's taxonomy places the organism in Eukaryota, Viridiplantae, Streptophyta, Magnoliopsida, Ranunculales, Papaveraceae. The transcript is spliced from 20 exons. Gene Ontology annotation, biological process: isopentenyl diphosphate biosynthetic process, methylerythritol phosphate pathway; terpenoid biosynthetic process.